AUGCCCCCCAAAAAGGCUGACUCUCGUGCUUGCGCACUAUGGUUGCUCAAGAGCAAAGCCAUUAUCGGAGGUGAAGCUUUAGGUCUUCCCAGGCUCAUUCCGAAUCUUAGCAUCCGUUUCCAUGCUCCUUACUGUGGGAAGCUGUAUGUGGCUAUGGUCAUGAGUCUUCCCCUCGGAGAAUACCUCAAAACCACUGUUUUCAACAAUCACGCGGAAGUAGCCAAAGAUCUUACCGUGACCCUCUGUUUCUACAAGAGGAAGUUCCAGAUCAAAUCGGCAGAUAAGCUUAGCGAUGAGCUUUGUGUCCUCAUUAUGGGCCAGCAGGAUACCAGCAACAACGAGUUGUUCAAUCUCCCUGCAUUCUGCUUCCCUUUCUACGAUCGCUUGCACGGUGCCCUUGAGCGUAUCGGAAUUGACGCUGCUUCUCACUUCCCCGUCAUGAGACUGUACUCUAUGGAAGGUGAAGUCAGCUCAUCUUCAAUGUUUAAAGGGCCUAUCGAGGCAGAGUCGACGGAUUUUGACUUCUGGGUCACUUCUGACUUCAAAUCCGGCUACCAGAACAUCGUUUCUCGGAAAACCAAGCCAGAGGCCGAGACAUGGGCAAUUGACAAGCACAUUGGUCUCGCCGCCUCUCCUUGGUGGGUACCUAUAUUACUAUACAACCAGGGACAAUGUGAUAAGGCCUUCGAAGGUGCUAUCGCCUUGAUCAGCGACACGGAGAUAACUCCCAACGACAUUGUCAUGAUCACACCCUAUCGUGGCAACCUAGAGUGCCUUGAGUCUAUUCGCAACGCUAAGGCCAAGGGUAUACCCGACAUUGCGAAUAUCCCUAUCAAUACAACAGACUCCUUUCAGGGGCGCUCAGGGUAUGUUGUAAUUCUGGUACUUGGCGUCAAUCAGUCCAGUGGUCCGCGGUUCGUUGCCAACAAGAACCGCCUUUGCGUUGGAACCACUCGCCAUGUUGGAGCUUUAUUUGUGUUCGGUGAAGUCGAUACUGUCCCUGAGGCUAUGGCAGUGGCUGAAAAGAACAAGACCUCCCUCUAG
Fusarium coffeatum is the source of this 1044-nucleotide messenger RNA. RefSeq lists its product as uncharacterized. The record is from RefSeq and is a predicted model, not a curated record. The transcript has 4 exons. The coding region runs from base 1 to 1044 and encodes 347 amino acids. Gene Ontology annotation, molecular function: 5'-3' DNA helicase activity. NCBI's taxonomy places the organism in Eukaryota, Fungi, Ascomycota, Sordariomycetes, Hypocreales, Nectriaceae.